CACAGCUGUCCUGCCCCCAGCAGCCUGGAGCACUCAGACGCUGUCCCUGAAGCACAGCCCCUGGCAGAGAAGCUGGUUAUUCGCUUCCACCACUCGGAGGCUCCACCCGCUCCGGUCUCCCCUGGCAACCGUCUCCAUCAGGCUCAGCCUUCUAAUUUUUUUUCACUCAGCUAUUGGGCCGGCUGUCCCAGCGUGCAAUGCGCGAGCGGGAGGUUUGGAGUAAUAGGUGCUUCUGGAACAUGGCGAUUUGGCUGCCUUGGAGAACUAUUUCUGUCUCCUGACCCGUCGAGGAUGGUUUGGAUUGAUUAACGGCCUCAAUUGGAAUCCCCUUGCAUUUGGACCGGGGUCAACACAGAGACUGGAUGUGUAUUAGGAUGGCUAGCAACCAAGAAAUGCCAUUUAAGGAGCAAGCAAAAUUCUUGUCUUAUAAUGGAGAAGUCCUUGUUUUUCAUUUGUCCAAAGCCUAUUUUGAAGAUUGUGAAAUGCCUACAGACACGUCUGCAUUAUAUGUCAAAAGGAUGCUAUUUGACAGAGAAAAAGGAGCCUUUGUUCUGAUCUCCACGGGUUUUUUAAGGAUUAAGGAGAAAGCUUCACAUUUAAAAAUUCUGUCUUGUAAAUGUGUGUCAGAUUUCAAAACUGGAAUUAACCUCCCUUGCAUUUUGAUACAAUAUCAGAAAUAUAAUAGUAGAGACUUCACCUAUUGUAUACUGUUUCUUCACAAUCUGAAUAAAUUUGAACGACAUUUGAGCUUCACACUCGAUCAUGCGCUGGACGAGAGCUUAAAGAUCUUUGACGGUCCUAUAAUUUUUUGGCAAUAUCUCAACAAAUUCUUCUAUAUCUCUUCCCAAACUGGAGAGGUUACCAACAUAUCAGCUACUCUUUCUUCCGUUGAGUGGGUAGGUGAGAUCGAAAAUUUUGGUGUAGGAUUUUUGGGGCUGGCAGAACCACCUGCCGCUGGUACCCAUAAGUUUUCAGAAUCAGAUUGUGAAUUUUCUGAUUCCAACCUUUGUGCAUAUGACCUUAAAACUCAAGAAAAAUUAAGCACUAGUUACCUGAUCCCUCUUGCUUAUAGUAGUAUUAUAACUCACGUGCACGUCCGUGCUGCUGAAAUGGUCGACCAUCAGCUACGAAUGGCUCUGAUUGCCCUGACGCAAAAGAACCAGCUCAUUUUGUUCCACAAUGGCAUUCCUGUACGAGUAUGCCAGCUUCCCUUUGUAGAUCCUUGUUCCGUUCAGAUCCUCGAUUCAGGCAAAAGAAACCGAUUUUUCAUCGUGUCAUUCAACUCCAAGGCUUGUGCUGUUUCGGAAAAGAAAUUUAAGGUUGUUGCUAAGUGGGAACAACUUAGCUUAAUCUUGAUAAAUGACUUUGUUGGAGUUGGAACUGAUCAACUACUGGUCAUUUUUGAUGCCGUUCUGAACACAGAUCAGCUGACUUCAUUUGCUAUAACAGAUUUUGUCAGAAUAAACUUUUCAACUGAACCACUGGAUUAUUGCAUUGAAGACCCUUUUGCUGAAGAGGAACAUGAAAAUUAUUAUUUGGUGCUUCCGGCACUGGAAGCACAAUUGGAAGCUUCAUUUGUUUAUCUUAACAAAUUACAGAAGCAUAUCUCAUUUAAAGAUAAAUUUAUUGCAAACUCUUGGAAGAUUCUUUUAAACUCAAUUUAUGGGAACAUUGAUAUUUCGUCAAACGAUGAGGAGGACGAGCUUGUUCCAUUCUGUGAUGAAGAUGAAAGCAGUAUCCAUACCCCUGAGGAAAAGGUAUCAGAGAAUUUUCAAGAGCCAGAACAUAUUGUAAAGCAGACAUGGUGUCGUGAGAAUUUUCAAGAGCCAGAACAUAUUGUAAAGCAGACAUGGUGUCGUGUACUAGACGAUGACUUAGUAAUUGGACUGAAAGUCACAUCUUUGAACCCCUCUUCCAAUGAAAUGACUUUAUCACUGAUAAUGGAUCAAAGCAACAGGUCCACCUUUCAGCUUCUGAAGUGUCAAAGUCAGGUGACUAGGUUGAGUAUGUAUUCUUUUCCAGAAGCAGACUUGAAGCCCGUGGAAACAGGACCAGAGACAAAAAGGAUCAAGUUGACCUCUGGUAGCAAGGAAGAAGAAAACUCUUCUUGUGAACAAUUAUCUAAGAUAGAAUCUACCCACAUAAUUACUGCUGUCACGGCUCUUUCACCACUUCUAGUAUUCAGCAAACUGUGUUGCACUUUGCUGUUAAACAUUAGUGACAGAGAUAGUGUUAAAAACACCGUGCAUGAUUAUGUUAUAUGUGGCAGCCUUGAUUUUAAUCUACAAGACCUUUUUAGUAUGAACCACCUACUGGCAUUCCCAAAGAAGGAAUCAAUAGAACAUAUGGAAGAUCUUUUAUUGCUUCUUGCAGCACUGCACAAAUAUUGUUUUCUUGUCACAUCGCCUACCCAUGCCCCGAAUCUAAUGAAGAUAUGGCUCUUGAAACACAUGAAAUGUGAAAUAAUCAAUGGAUUUAGAGAAAUAUACCUUUAUAAAAUGCUCCGAAAUUGUGGGGCACUCUUCUCUUGGGAGCCGAGAACAACAUUUGAAGGAAUUUUAACAGUCUAUUGCAGGAAUGAGGGAGUUUUGUUCCACUGUCUUGACCAACUGAUCAGAGUUCUCCCUGAAAGAUGUUUCUUCAGUUAUCUGAGAUUAGGAAAUGAGGCUUUCCUAAUGGGUCACUGGUUAGACACUCUGGAGAAGGAACUAGUUACCUUUUGUUCUCUUUCCACUUCUGCCUUUGAGUAUGCUAGAGAUGGAGCUAUGCAUAAGACAAAUGAAGCAAAGAAUAGUCCUGCAGCUGCUUCAGAGGAAGAGAACAAGAUCUGUCUGCACAAGCAGGAAGUGCAGAGAGAACGAAUGAUAAAGGACUUGAAUUUGAAAGUGAAUGGCAGCAGUUAUGUGCAGAUGACUUUGGCUUUAGCUGAGACUCAGCUGAAAUCAGACCUUAUUGCAGAGAAACUGGCCAAUUUGUAAUUGCACUUUCAAAGUCUUGUUUUAGGAUAUUCCAGCUAUCAUGAAGUGUUUAAUUUGCUAUCCUUAUUUAAUAUAAAGAUUAAAACUUAUUAUAAUCCCUA
Alexandromys fortis (reed vole) is the source of this 3079-nucleotide messenger RNA. RefSeq names its product FA complementation group B (gene Fancb). The transcript is spliced from 9 exons. The record is from RefSeq and is a predicted model, not a curated record. Lineage: Eukaryota; Metazoa; Chordata; Mammalia; Rodentia; Cricetidae. Bases 363 to 2978 code for a protein of 871 amino acids. Gene Ontology annotation, biological process: negative regulation of double-strand break repair via homologous recombination; positive regulation of double-strand break repair via homologous recombination; replication-born double-strand break repair via sister chromatid exchange. Gene Ontology annotation, cellular component: Fanconi anaemia nuclear complex.